Molecule: messenger RNA, 3253 nt
Organism: Vespula vulgaris
Lineage: Eukaryota; Metazoa; Arthropoda; Insecta; Hymenoptera; Vespidae
Gene: Hydr1
Product: phospholipase ABHD3
Exons: 7
Coding region: 183-1370 (395 amino acids)
Biological process (GO): medium-chain fatty acid biosynthetic process; medium-chain fatty acid catabolic process
Molecular function (GO): acetylesterase activity; monoacylglycerol lipase activity
Source: RefSeq, a predicted model, not a curated record
AAUAAAACUCGAUGAGUGGUAGUUUUCAUCAUCAUCAUCCACCUCGUCGUCGUCGGCGUCGUCGUCGUCGUCGUCGUUGUGUCGUGUGGUGUCGGUGUCGGUGUCGGUGUCGGUAUCUAUAAUAAUCGGUAUCUAUAAGUCGUUCAAACGCGACGAACGUUGCUCAUUUCAUCUGACGAACGAUGGUGGUUCUAGAUAUUUUCGAAAAUAUAUCAUCGGUUCCGAAGCUUUAUUAUGGAGCUUUAUUCGGAAUUGGUUUCAGCUUUUAUUACCUUUUCGAGGUCGUUAAAACCCCAUUAUUGGUAUGCGCGAAAGGACCAUUUCGUUCCUUUUUAGAGGAUCAUGUGCCAUUGGUGAAAAAUAAAUUUUGGCCUACUCUAUGGUGUUUCGAAUCACGAGCGCAAACCGUAUUAGCAAGUAUAGUUAGAGCACGUGUAUUACCAACAAUUCAUUACCGCAGAGAAAUUUUCACAUUGUCCGAUGGCGGCGAGGUUGCUUUAGAUUGGGCUGAGGAAAACUGUCCGACUACGUCACCAAUUGUUAUCAUUUUACCAGGUCUUACCGGUGCUAGUAAUACGGAAUAUAUCAAAUGUCUGGUAUCAGCAGCCAAGAAAUCACGUAUAAGAUGCGUAAUAUUCAAUAACAGAGGAUUGGGUGGUGUUAAAUUGAAGACACCACGGACUUAUUGCGCCGCUAAUUGCGACGAUCUGGCAGAGAUUAUCGAGCAUUUAAAAAAAUUACAUCCUAAUGUUCCCCUCGGUGCAACUGGUAUUUCAAUGGGAGGAUUGAUAUUGGGUAAUUAUCUAGCACAAAACGGUGAAGCUGCGAAAGAUAAAUUAAAGGGAUGUUUUAUCAUCUCAGUGCCUUGGAACGUAUUUGCCGCAACAAAAAACAUCGAAGAUAAUUAUAUAAAUUUGAUGUUGAAUAAGCAUUUAGCUAGUAAUCUUUGUCGUACGGUAAAAAAAUAUUACUCCUCUUUGGAGACUGGCUUAGAAAACGUGGAUAUGAACGACGUCUUACGUAGUCAAACCGUACGAGAAUUCGAUUCGAACUUUACGACCAAGCAAUUUGGUUUCAAAGACGUCGAAGAGUAUUAUCAGAAAGCAACGUUACAUGAUAAAUUGCAUUUAAUGGAGGUACCGGUGUUAUGCCUUAAUGCGGCGGAUGAUCCAUUCCAACCGUUAGAAGCCAUACCACUAAACGAAUUUAGCAAAACUGAAAACGUCGCCAUCGUGGUAACUUCGCGCGGUGGUCACAUUGGAUUCCUCGAAGGUUUUUGGCCAGUAAAAGAGGAACAAUAUAUAAGCAAACUAUUUUGCCAAUAUUACACUGCUCUAUUUACCACUGGUAUGGAUUUACUUUCCCAUUAAAAGAUGUAUCGUUGUUUUGACAUCAUCGAAGAGAAUCGUCGAUGCAAACAUUUUUAGUAAUUAUUCGGGGCGAUUGAUCAAGGUGUGCCAUUGUAAGUUAUUACUUGUCUUUUUUUGUUUUCUUCUUUUUUUCUUUAUAUAUAUAUAUAUAAUAUACAUAUAUAUAUAUGUAUACGUACAUACAAUACAUGUGUAAAUAUAUAUAUAUAUAUAAAUAUAUUAAAAACGACACGUUACACGACGAUGAUUAAAACGCCAACAAUACAUUCCUAAAAUAAAAUUAAAAAAAAUAUAUAUAUAUAAAAAAACGGGCGAAGUUUUAGUAUUAUUAUUAUUCAUAGAUUGCAUUGUAUGCGUUAAUUAUGAUUUAGCCAUACGAAGAAAAAUCUCAUUAUACAUAUAUACAUAAAAUUAUACUUAUUUAUAAAAUAUAUAUAUGAAGUGAUUAUUUUUCUUCGAAUAUCAACUAUAGUUGUCCGUACGAUAGCGUUUCAUAUGCGUGAAAUAAUUUUUAAUAAUUUAUUAACAAGAAAAGUAAAAAAGAAAAAAAGGAAAAGAAAAGAAAAAUAGAAAAAGAAGAAGGAAGAAGUAUGUGAAACACGCGUAUGCAUUUAUCUUUCAUAAACAUUUACGCAAAUAAAUUGUUUUUUUCCGACGACGAUUAUAUUAUAUCACAAAUAAUAAUACCUGAACCCCCGUAAUAAUUUUAGAAGAUGUACAAACAGUAAUAUAUAACAUUUACAUACGUUAUAGCUUGAAUUUUAAAUUCAAAGCUUGGACGAUGAACGAUAAAAUGUCUGUGUUCUCCUCGAUCUAAAAACAAACAGAACAAAAUCGAAUGUUUAUACGAUUGUUAAUAACGUGUGUGACGUAGUUGAAAUUUAAUUAAUAAAUAAUACUAACAACUUUAGUGGUUGGUUUUCCACCGCCAUGGCCAGCCUUAGUAUCUAUUCUUGCGAGUAGUGGAUUUGUUUGAUUUGGUACAUUUCCAAGCGUAUAUUGUAAAGUGGCUAUGAGCUUAAGACUAUGUAACGGGACAACACGAUCAUCGUGAUCGGCUGUUAAAAGCAAUGUAGCUGGAUAUUGAGAACCAUCUUUUGGUAUCUUAACAUUGUGUAAUGGUGAAUAUUUAAUUAAAUUUGCAAAAUGCUUCGGAUUUUCUGAACUUCCGUAAUCGGAGACCCAAGCAGAACCGAUCGUAAACUUAUGAAAGCGUAACAUAUCCAUCACACUGAAAAAAUAUAUUAUAAGAUAAAAGACAUACUUUUAAAUUAAUCAACUUCUUUUUCGAUAACGUCAUGAAAAACAUUCCACAGAUAUUUUUUUUUUUUUAACUUUUCAAAAGUCUUUUAAAGAUUUUAUCUUACAUUUAAAGAAUUGAAUUUAAGAAAAAAAAAAAAAAAAGAAAAAGAAAGAAAAAAAAAGAAAAUAAAAGUAAAAUGUGAAAAAUAUGACGAUGAAUCCUUUUGUAUCUUUUAUCAAUAUAUUUAUAUGGAUAUAUUUAUUGAAAAAGCCAUAAAAGAGAUAUUAAACGAAUAUAUCGAUUAUAUUAUAUUAGACAGUAAACGUGUCAAUAUUAUUUUUUAAUAAGAAAGAAAAUAACUAACCCGACUUGUGCGAUAGCAGCACCAAAUAAACUCGGUCGCUGAUUUAUACAAGCAGCUACCAACAAUCCACCAUUACUUCCUCCUUGAAUAGUUAAUUUACUAGAUGUAGUAUAGCCAUUGUCUAUAAGAUAUUCUGCUGCACAUUGAAAAUCAUCGAAUACGUUUUGCUUAUUAAGUAGUCGACCACCAUUGUGCCAUUUUUCUCCAUAUUCUCUGAACGAUAAAAAAUAAUUAAUGAUGUAUAUAUAUAUAAUAAUAUAAAUGUCAAUAAUAUAA